AUGGCUCCAAUCCGGCUUGCAAUCAUCGGCCUAUCUGCCACAAACCCCGGCAGCUGGGCUGGCGUUGCCCACCUACCCUACCUCCUCUCUCCUCGCGGCGAGACCAAGUACAAGAUCGUUGCCCUCUGCAACUCGAGCAUAGAGUCUGCGUGCUCAGCGAUCAGGGCGUUCCGACUACCAGCCAGCACACGAGCAUACGGCAGUCCCGACGACCUGGCUCGGGAUGCUGACGUCGAUUUCGUAGUGUGUAGUACCCGCGUCGACAAGCAUUACGAGACCAUCAAGCACAGCAUCGUUGCUGGCAAGGAUGUCUUUGUGGAAUGGCCUCUUGCGUCGAAUAUCUGGCAGGUGCGUGAGCUAGCUAGUCUGGCUAGAGAGCGGGGGUCCAGAACUGUAAUCGGCCUGCAAGGGCUUGUUACUGCUCCCCUCCGUGCGGUACGGGAAAUUCUUGAAGAAGGCCGCAUUGGUAAGGUUCUCAGCUCCGAGGUGAAGGCAAGGGGAGGUACCAGUGAUCGCGAUGCAAUCCCCGAGCCUCUAAGAUACUUUACUCAACUGGAGGUGGGAGGGAACAUGAUCACAAUUGCUUUCGGUCACCUGUGGGGGUUUGUGCAAUCUAUUCUUGGGGACGCCCAUGAUAUCCGUAGCCGACAUCAGCUGCAGCGGCCUAAAGUCGGGCUCAUCUCCUCAAAAACAGGCACGACGGUCGAGACUAUCGAGUCAAACGUGCCAGACCUUGUUUUUGUUACCGCCUCGUUGAAAGGUGAAAAAUGCAUUCAGGACGGCGCUUCUCUCCUCGUCGGCUUCCGUCGCGGCCAGCCUUUCCCCGGCGAGCCCUUUCUGACGUGGACCAUUCACGGAGAAAAGGGCGAGAUCAAGUUCACAGCCGAAGGCGGCACGACCCCACGCACCAUGGCCUCGAGUCCCGUCAGAAUCCUGCUUCACGAGUUUUCCACUGGCCAGGUUGAAGACGUCGGCUGGAGCUGGGAGCCAUGGCGUCUGGAACUCCCGAUUGCGGCGCGUGGUGUUGCUGGGCUCGGCGAAGACGUUUCUAGGAUCAUCGCAGGGGUUGAUCCCGCAUAUCUCGGCCGUCUCUCCGCCGCUACCCGCGCGUCGAUAGUGAGCGGGAUCGUGAAGGCCAUGCGCGACGUCUACGUCCUUGUUGUGGUUGCCGGUGCUCUUUCCCUCCUGGCGACGGUGCUAAUGCUGACACUCGGCCACGUCUACGACAUUAACAUGGACGCCGACGCUUUCACCAAGCCCUUCCAGCUUACCAAGACGAUGCGCCGCAGCCCCUACGCGGCCAUCGACCCCGAGAACCCAAGCCUCAGCGCCGCCGGCAAAGUCGUCAUCGUCACCGGCGCGGGCGGGGGCGUCGGCAGCAAAGUCGCCCAGGCGUGGAGCCAGGCGGGAGCCAAAGCCGUGGUGCUUGUGGGCCGCAGCGCCAACGCGCUGAACGACGUGGCAAGCGGCCUGCCGCAGGCUGCUGUCCAUGCCGCCGAUGUCACGAGCGAAAAGGACGUCGAGGCCCUCUUCGCGAGCGUCAAGGAAAAGUACGGCAGGCUCGACGCCCUCGUCAACGCCGCCGGCACCAUGCACCACGAUGCCGGGAUCAAGGACAUCAGUCCCAAUGCCUGGUGGCAGGACUUCGAAACCAACGUCAAAGCAACCUUCCUCACGACCCACUUCUACGCCAAGCUCUUCGGCGGCUCCGGCACCGUCGUGAACGUCGUCUCGCUCGCGGCCUUCCUCUCCGCCCCCAACAUGUCGUCGUACGCCGCCGCGAAGCUCGCCCAGAUCAAGUUCGGCGAGCUCGUCGCGCUCGAGCACCCGGCCCUGCGCGUCUUCUCCGUCCACCCGGGCCUCGUCGAGGCCGAGCACGGCCGCGGCAUGGUCGUGCCCAGCUUCACGCCCUUCGCCAAGGACAAGGCUGCCCUGACCGCCGGCCUCUCGCUCUUCCUGGCCACCGACCCCCGCGCAGAGAGGCUGGCGGGCACCUUCUUGUCCGCGAACUGGGAUGUCGACGAGGUCCUUGACCAUGUCGAUGAGAUCGUCGACCAGAAGCUCCUGAACGUGGCCGUGGGCGCGAAGCUCGGCCCCGACGGCCACCCCUGGGCGGAUUGA
Messenger RNA from Lasiodiplodia theobromae, 2121 nucleotides. RefSeq lists its product as uncharacterized. Bases 1 to 2121 code for a protein of 706 amino acids. The record is from RefSeq and is a predicted model, not a curated record. The transcript has 6 exons. Lineage: Eukaryota; Fungi; Ascomycota; Dothideomycetes; Botryosphaeriales; Botryosphaeriaceae. Gene Ontology annotation, molecular function: nucleotide binding.